Tachysurus vachellii is the source of this 5005-nucleotide messenger RNA. RefSeq lists its product as uncharacterized. Gene Ontology annotation, biological process: innate immune response; regulation of apoptotic process; inflammatory response. Lineage: Eukaryota; Metazoa; Chordata; Actinopteri; Siluriformes; Bagridae. The record is from RefSeq and is a predicted model, not a curated record. The transcript is spliced from 15 exons. The coding region runs from base 1943 to 3142 and encodes 399 amino acids.
UCUCUGUUGUUUUACAUGAUACUUCUCACAGCGGUAAGUAAAUAACUCGACUUCACACUAAUAGUAAAAGCUGAUAUUUUAUAAACUUAUCACAUAUAUUACAUUUUAAUCCAGGAAUCAAAUAGAAACAUAAAGAUGAUUUUCAGAUCAUGUUUAUGUGAAGGAGUCUGAUCAGUAAGUGAGAUUCCACUUCCAUCAGUCAGCUUCUUUCCCACAAUGCACCUGUGUGUAACCUCACUGCAGUGUAAUAAUGUACAGAGACGUUUACCGUGUUGAGUAAAAGACACAACAAACACGCAGCAUAUAACACACACCACUGACAGACUCCAUCAGAAUGUCUCUCCUACACUUUAUUUUCUCCUGCACUAAUAAGGAGCUACACCUCAGUAUGGGAGAAGAUCUAAAUGGACUGAUGAGUCAUUAAUGUUCUCCAUAUACAAUGUUCUAUAGUUACAUGUUCUGAUAUCAGAACAAUUUUAUUCAGCUACUAAUCAGCUGUCCACGAGGCGCACCAAUCCUUCCAUAAUUUCCCCUCCUUUAAAUCCUCGCCUUCGAGCCGCUCCUACGCAUCGCCGCUGCUGCGAUCCAACAGGGGGGGCACGGUGGCUUAGUGGUUAGCACGUUUGCCUCACACCUCCAGGGUUCGCCUCCGCUUUGUGUGUGUGGAGUUUGCAUGUUCUCCCCGUGCCUCGGGGGUUUCCUCCGGGUACUUCGGUUUCCUCCCCCGGUCCAAAGACAUGCAUGGUAGGUUGAUUGGCAUCUCUGGCCUCGGCAAACGCUCUCCGCAACGUGCUCGCCGCCGCACGCCGCGCUCGCCCUGGGUGAUGAUUCCCCUGCCGUCUCCAAUAUGGCUUAGUGGAUAUACAACAUGCUCGUUGUCAUAUUGUGUGGCAGGGGCGUGUGGUUUAGCAACAAGCUUGUUGUGACCACGCUGCAAGCCAGCCCAGGGCGAUGCAUCCUCCGCCGUCUCCACUAACUUAGUGGACAUCAACCCCGUUGUCAAUCGUGCGGCAGGGGUGCCUAGUCUCCCUCUCCCCACGACCCACACCUAGCUCCGACUCAGCCACGCACAUCGCAUGCCACCUUGCUCGGCCGGGAGACGCCCCCGAUUGCGUUUUGUGGUCCUACGGUGCCACGCAUCAGUUGCAUGCGCACGGACAGGCACGUGGAAAAAAUUCUCCCAGAACAGAACCAUCCCGCCAACACUAACUGUAUGCUCGCAAUAACCUUCAUUGACGAAGUGGUCCUGACUGAAAUCAAGCAUCGCGUUAGUUCAGGCAGGCCACGCAGUAAGCUGCAUCAGCUGCUUCAGCUGUCCACGAGGCGCACCAAUCCUGCACGACUUCCGUAAUUUCCCCUCAUUUAAAUCCUCGCCUUCGAGACGCUCCUACGCAUCGCCGCUGCUGCGAUCCAACACCCUCCUCCGUCCCGACUCCUCCAGCCAGAACCCGUCGCCAGCACCGAUUAAAUUCUUCACGUACUCGUUCUAUUCAUUCCCAAGCGCUGCGUCCCCACCCCAUCCGUAACCUUCAUUGACGAAGUGGUCCUGACUGAAAUACACAUACAUUAAUAAUUUGUUUCUGGCUGCAUGAUUUUUCCCUCCACAGUUAUGUCUCUGUACCUGAUGAAUCUGUCCGAUGUGAGCAGAUGAUGAUGAUCACAGUGUAACAGAAUGUUAUGUAGAUUUACUGACUGAUGGCUAACUGUUAAACCUUUAUGAUCUUAGAUUUGUUUAGGAAGAUAAUGAAACUGUUUUAUGACCAAAGUAACAGUUCUUUUCUUUAUUUUAUAAUUUAUCUUUAAACUCAUUCACAACACAUUUAAACUUUAUUAUUCUCAGAUACAGGAGCAAUCUGGAGCUCCACAGAGGACAGAACAGACAGAUAAAGACUUCUGUGUUUAUCAGAGAGACAUAAAAUGGACAGAAAAUGAGAGAAAGAAAAUGGAGAAAUCUGUUCUACUGACUGCUUCUUCAGAGGAGGAUGAACUGUCUGAUCUUCUCUCAAAGACUAAAAUAAGUGGAGAUUUAGGAAUUCAGACUUUGGAGGUCUUCAUUCCAGAACUAGUUGAAAACUAUGCUGGGAAUAAGAACAAAGAUGAAUAUAGGUUCCUCUGCCAUCAUGCUGGUCAGUUUAUGUGCAAAUUGACCAAUCUUGUGUUUGAGAUGGAUGGGAAAGGGGAAGUGCUGUACAGAAUAGUGUCCUGGGACAGCGGUUACUUGGAUGGACUAAGACAACUGCAGCCUGCAGGACCUUUCUACAGUAUCUCCUGCCAUGAAGGCUCUAUCCGUCAUCUGCAUCUACCACAUUGUGAGAUCUGCACAGAUGAGGUUAAAUUGAGUGCAGCACAUGUGACUGGUGGUAAUGUGGAACUUAUUCAGCCACUAAAAGUAACAAACACACAUGUCAUCAUAGACAUUCAAGGUCUCUCCUUAUACGGCCUCUUGAAAUAUUUUCCUUUUUUCCGAGAAUAUCCCGUCACAGCCCAAGUGAUUUUGUUCUAUAAAAAAGUAUGUGGAAAUUCCAGGAAGAGUAAACUGCAUAUGCAUCUUUUGCCAGGCAAUGUGCCAGUACCAGAGGUGCACAAACGGCAUAGGAGCAUGACGUACAUUGAUACAAGCUCCAACUGUGAACUGACUUCUGGCAAAAAAUACAGGCCAUGUUGUAAAGAUACUGACCAUGAAUAUGUAUUACAACCCACGAUUGUGAAGUUUGAAUGUGACUAUGGCCCAAACUAUCAUCCUACAUUUGAGAUGUUUUGUAAAACUGAGGUUGAUGAAGUCACUGUAGGUCUUUUGGAUGAAAAUGACCAGGAAGUUUGGGAGCCCCGUUUGGUCUUGCUUGCAGGUACAGAUGCAGCCACACCCACACCCACAUCAGAUACCACAGGUGCUGACUUUAUGGAUCGACACAGGGAACAUCUCAUUCAGAGAGUUUCUUCGGUAAUGGAGAUAGCAGACUGUUUAAAAAGCAAGAUGAUGAUUAGUGAUGAAAAGUACAAUAAAAUUCAUGCAGCAUCAACAUCAUGUGAGCAAAUGAGGCUCCUGUACAGUUCCCUCAAUACAGGAGUUGUGAAAGCAGAAGCCUAUAAAGUCCUUAAGGAGAAACAGCCUCACUUAGUGGAUGAAUUGAGUCUGGAUUGAUCCUCCCAAUUUUAAUUGUAUAGACAUUAAGAUGUUUGAUAUACAUUUUUAUGAUUGGGUUUUUAAUUUGUUAUACAGUAUUUCCUAACAGUUAAGAGUAUAUCUUGUAUGUAGAACAGCAUCAUAAAUGCAUUUAUUGCAUUAUUUUGCACUCCAGUGGUUUGAUGUUAUGCAAGUUGCACCACAUAUUGACAUAUCUUCUACAUUGCAUAAUUUAAUAGCAUUAUCUCAAUCUAUAAACUGAGAAAGGUUCAUGUGGAUAUGUGUAGCCUUAAUGUUUACAUUAACCCUCCUGUUUUCCUUACCUGAAUUCCUAUGCAAAUUAGGAGCGCCGAGUCAACUUGACCUUGUCUGUUUUAACUGCUUAUAAAAAAUGAAGUAUAUAUGAUAGCCUUUUGUUAGUCUAACUUGUUUCCAACAUAUUAACAUAUAUUUUGCAAAAAAAAUUAAUAUUUGGUAUAAUAAACCUUAUUUAUAUACAAACAUGCCUCAUUUUUUAGUAAAAAAAACAACAGAAAUUUUGAAUUAUUUUUACUACAGAGGCACGAAAGUUGAUGCACAAUUACAGGCUGGUAUAUUUCAAAGCCAGGAGAUUGUUUUGAAACCAUUUUGACUAUUUUUAAUGUCAGCAAAUAAUAAAACCUGUUUUUUUCCAGGUCAAAUUGACUUGAAUGCUUAUAAAUCAAAAAUUAUACAAUUAUCACCAUUCUGUGUGAUCAGCCUUACAUUUGUUACAAUUGUGUGUGCCUGUGUGUAGCAUCAUUUCGGUAGAUCAUAUUUUGCCCUCUGCUAGGCAAAGGCAUAUCAAAAGUGUGAAAUAUUUACAAAUAUGUAUCUUUUUUUUUUCCUGGAGGCCUAAUGAAUUGCAAUGCCCUAUUUGUGUGUGUGCAUGUGUGUGUGUGUGUGUGUGUGGUGUGUGAGUGUGUGUUUUGGGUGCAUGUGUUAGUGGACAUUUUAUGUGUGAAUCUUUGUGCCUGUAGGUAUGUUCAUUGCGUUGAAAAUGUGUGACCUAUUGCCCCACUAAAUGUGGCCGGGUCCAACUGACCCUGGAGGAUCCAAAACGCAAGUAUAUAGUGGUCCGAACAUAGUUCAAUGAAAAUAGACAAAAUUAAUUUUUAGUCUAUAGUUUAAUCUAUAAAAAAUCUAAAAAAAAAUCUAUAGUUUUAACAGGGGUUUAUAGUUUUAUCAUCCAUUAUAACUUGAAAUGCUCACUUGUUUUGUGCCACUGUGACCAAAGACAAAUGGUCAGAAUACUUGCAGUGUUUUUUAUUAUAAUCUCUGUGUGACUGCUGAUUAGAUGGGCAUCUAAAAGCAAACACAAUGAGGAUGGCAAGGGCUACAAAAAGGAAAAGAAAGCCAGUGCUACAGUAUAUGAACCAUUACUAUGUAUACCAUUAAGUACUUUAUACUAGUGUUUAAGAAAUAAAACUUCAGUCAGUAUGUUUUUGGUGUCUGUUUUAAAUGUAUUUUUUCUUAGUUGUAUUUUUAGAAACUUGCUUGGAUAGAAAGGAAAAAACUAAACUGCUUGUAUGAGCUAUUUGUUUAUUUGCGUUUGUGUAAUGUUAAAAUUUAGUUUAUUUGUUAAGUAGUUUAUUUUUUUGUCUUUUUUGUUCAUUUAUGUUAAUUAGAAUAUCUUUUUUUAUUAUUCUUCUAAUUUGAUUGGUUAGUAUUUCUUUUCUAUUGGGUUAGGCCAUGUGCACCUAGGGGAUAAAAGGGCUUUAGUUGUGUCAGCCCAGAAUGCACCUGGGUGGGCCUAUGGGGUUUUUUUUUACCAGUUUUGUCAAGCCAGUUGGGCACAAGGAGCAGGAGAUGCAAAAUUGUUUGUUUGCCUGCAAACCCUUUAAUAAAGCUCACCAAACAUGU